Molecule: messenger RNA, 3366 nt
Organism: Drosophila grimshawi
Lineage: Eukaryota; Metazoa; Arthropoda; Insecta; Diptera; Drosophilidae
Product: adenylate cyclase type 7
Exons: 12
Coding region: 61-3270 (1069 amino acids)
Biological process (GO): intracellular signal transduction; adenylate cyclase-activating G protein-coupled receptor signaling pathway; cAMP biosynthetic process
Molecular function (GO): adenylate cyclase activity
Source: RefSeq, a predicted model, not a curated record
CUGACUUACUGGCACAGCAUUGAAAGUCAAUUGAAAAUUGUUUGAAAGUAGAAAAAAACAAUGGAACACAUGAUGGCACCUAAAAGAGAUGCUCAUUGGAUUGGAUCAAUUCAUGCAAGUCCAACUGGAACUGAUCGGAGUUAUACAAAAGACUGCGAAUGGACAACAAUGCGAAAAGAAUGCCAAGUCCAGAAAAUGGAGCAUUCCUAUGAUCUCUACAUUGAGCGUUUGAUUGUAACCAAUGUGGCACUCUUUCUAUUCAUUAUGGAGCUACUAUUGGCAAUAAACCUAAUAUCAAUAGUUAUUUUAACCCAGCACAUAAAAUGGGAAUAUGGGACACUGUUAACGCUGAUGAUCCUGUUGCCGCUGAUACUUCUGAUUUGUUUUAAGAGGAAGUCAAGUUUCCAACACUUUCGCCUAUUCAACAUAAUCGCUAGCUGUGCAGCUGCCCUGCUGGUGUUGCUCAUGGAUAUGCUGGGAAGGAAUUAUGUUAAGGGUCGCUACGAUCACAUCAUUAUUGUAUCGGUGUAUUUCUUACUGCCGAUUGCCUUCUACGGGAAGCCCUAUCUGCUUGGCAUCGGAGUGUCCCUAAUCUAUUUAUUGUGCCCCAUGCUAACAAAUGCAAUUAAUUUACGACCGUUUGAACUGUCAAAACACGUCUGCAAUGCUUUCUAUCUGAUCUCAUUGAAUGUGGUUAUGAUGGCAUUUCGGAUUUGCAUGGAAUACCAUCUGAGACAACUGAUAUUAACUCGUCGCCAGCUGCUGCAUCAGAGCUUUGUCCUAAAGGAAACCAAGGAGAAGGAGAAGAAUAUUGUGGCGACAAUAGUACCAGCGGAUAUUGCACAUUCACUGGACCACGAAAUACAAAAACGCAUCGCGGAUCAACUUCUCUGCAAGCGGUAUCUGAACCCAAUUAUUUUGCCUAUUAAGUUAUAUUCGGAUGUUUCUAUACUGGCUGCUGAGAUGGUCAACUAUGCACAGCUAACCUCGCAAAUGGAUGUCAAAGAUCUUGUGCAGAUAUUUCACGAGCUCUUUGUCGAAUUUGAUUUGGCUGCGGAGGACCAUAAGGUGUUACGCAUCAAAUUUCUGGGGGAUUCCUUUAGCUGUGUCUCUGGUAUACCACAGCAUUGUUACACUCAUGCCAAUUCCUGUGUCGAACUGGCUCUGGACAUGAUCCUCAAAGCAAGGCAUUUGUGCGAAGUGCAUGAUCUGCUGGACAUAAAAAUGCGCAUUGGUGUGCACUCGGGUGAGGUCUUUGCAGGCAUCAUCGGUCGCUCGAAAUGGGAGUAUGACAUAUGGUCACGCGACGUGGACAUUGCCAAUCGUCUGGAAUUCACGGGCAUGCCGGGUCGAGUGCACAUCUCGCAGACAACGCUCAAGUUGCUGCACAACGAAUACGAUUAUGAGCCGAGCAGUCGACUGGACAGUUCAGAUAUCUACUUGAAGAAGACAUAUUAUAUCAACACAUAUUUAAUCUCCCCAAAGUUAUCCAAAUCCACAAUCAAGGGAGCGAAACGUAUAUUCAAUAUGACGCCAGGAUCACGAACAGCUCACAGCGUUUUUGAGAAAGAGUUGGAUGCUUCGCAUGAGUAUCAGCUGAAAAUAUAUCACCUCAUGUACAAAAAAGUGAAAUGCAUGCCUAUCGGCGCAAUACAAAUGGCGCGAAUUUUCGAUUUCUCUGAUGGUUCCCGUGAUGGCAACGAAGAUCGGGUGUUCCAAUCAUAUAUCACCUCGUUCUGGCGGCACUUUCGUCAAGCUGACAUCGAAUGGAAAUACAUCAAUAAGCCAGAUUUACUUAUGAAAUAUAGCCUGCCACUGAUGGUUUUCGUUGGCUUACUGUUCAUUAUCGAGCAUAUGCUGUCGCCAACAUACUCAUAUGUGUUGAUUAUGUGGGUAGUACUGGUUGUGCUAUUGCUAUUGUGUCUGCUGGUGUUCUAUAAGAAAAUUGUCUUUCAACUAAGCACAAACCCGCUUGAAUAUAAGCCACAAUUUAUCUUAGAUCGCUGGCUCUUCAAAAUAUCGGAGUUAUGUGAAGAGAACCUCGCCAUGCGAAUCGGAAUUUACUUCUUCGGCCUAUUCUUAGUCUAUAUCUUGGCAUCAUUUAAUACGGUUGCAUGCUUAAUACAUGGUAUCCAAAUGAAUAAUAUUGACGGAGUAAAACUCUUAAUGCCUGCGGAAGCCACCGAUAAUGUGAUUAUGGUCUUUACCCUUAUGUUCUUUACUGAUCUGCCAUUUGUCUUAAAGAUGGCCCUGAUCAUACUUGUCUGCAUCUCACAUAUCGUCAUCGUGCAAUCAUCACAUAUUAAGUCGGAAUUUCAAAUCAUCUGGUUUAUUAUAGCCUUUUGCCUGAUGCUCCUGAUCAUGGAGCAGCACAAUACCUAUCUCAAGAAAGUGGGUUACUACUACAACAUGCGCUACGUGGAGACUCAGAGGCAAACGGAGAUUAUCAGGCGCUCUCAAAGAGUGCUCAUGGUCAACAUAUUACCCAACCAUGUGGCGCGUUUGUUCUUGGAGCAUCCGCAGGUCGAAGAGCUCUUCCACGAGAGUUACAACAAGGUCGCUGUCAUGUCCGCCUCCAUCGUGAACUUUGAGCGGGAUAAGUGCGGAUUGCGAGUGCUCAAUGAGUACAUUUGUUACAUUGAUGAUCUAUUGUUGGACUACAGGGGCGAUUUUCAAGUGGAGAAGAUCAAGGUCAAGAACUGGACAUAUAUGGCUGCUUGUGGCCUAAAAGUCGAUCAUUCAAUGGAAUUGCCAUCGUGUAAACAGCAAAAUGAGCCUCGACUCUCGCAUCCGACGCUGCAGAACGAUGACAAUUGUGUCCUGACCUUGCUGCAUUUUGCUGUGGACCUGCUGCGCAUGAUGCACGAUAUAGCGUUGCAGAAUAUGCAUCUGAAAUUUGGUGGAUCGAUGCGAGGCCAAAUGAAGAUUGGCAUUGCACAUGGACCCAUCGUUGCCGGCGUUGUAGGCUUAUCGCCACCUCACUACGACAUCUGGGGUCAUACCGUUAAUAGCGCCUCCGGCAUGUGCUCCUCAGGAAUUGCGGGCUUCAUACAGGUCACCAAGGAGACGGCUCAGACAUUGCAUGGCUUUGAUAUCAAGUGCAGCUAUCGAGGCAUGAUGAAUGUCGCCAGCGUAGGUGAGGUUUCAUCGUAUUUGGUAGAUCUGGAUGAGCGGCUCAACUUGCAACAUAUUGAUAAGGAAGAUUUGGAUAUUAUUGAGUUCGUAGACGCCUAUUCAAAGUCAGACAAAGUUGUUAAACACAAUUUCUAAUUGGUGUAGAUUACACUUUUGAACAGAAGAUAUACAUAUAUUUGUAUAAUACAGAAGUUCUGGAGUCACAUUACGUAUAAACACAUAAAAUUUGAG